UCGCAUGAUGCGCCUGUUAGUCAUGUGACUUUCCGUUUUGAAAUAAAAAUGCAGCACAAGACUAAUUUGACAGUUGCGAAACCGUCAUGGCGAAAUCUUUUUCGCACCUGUUGCUUGCUGCAGUACUGGUAGCGGUUGGAAAUUCGCAAAUUCCUUUACCUAAACGUCCGCUGGGGUUUGUCUACAAAGGAGGUGAGCCGACUGCACCAAUUCACCUGGAAGCAUUUGUUGAUUUGACUUGUCCGGACUGUCAACAAACAUGGCCGACUGUCAAAAAAGUCGCAGAUAUGUACGGUCCUGAAACCGUCCAAUUUACCUUGCAGCUUUUUCCAUUGCCUUAUCACACAAAUGCAUUCCUAGCGGCACAGAGUGUCUAUGCCGUGGAAGCCUAUAAUACCUCUCUCGUAAUAAGCUGGAUGGAUGUCAUAUUUGAGAACCAAAACCAACUCUAUGAUUUCCAGACUAUGGACAAAAACAGAUAUGAUGUAAUAAACAUCAUUGCUGACUUGGGAAGUAAAAUUGACAUUGAUAAGACUGUUAUAAAGGAUGGACUUACAAACACAGAAUAUAAUGAACAUACAAGAAUCUCAUGGAAGUUUGGUUGUUCAAGGACAGUUUCUGGAACUCCAUUUUUCUUCUUAAAUGGGGUUUUUGUUAGCCAGGCAACUGCUGCUUGGACUGUGGAGGAAUGGAAACAACUCAUUGAUCCCCUACUGAAGUGAGAUGUUAGCCACUAAAGCUGUGAUUGCUUGCACAUUGGGGCCACAACUUAACUUCUACAUCACGACAAUGAACUUCCUUGACUUUGUUCAUUUUUAAACAUGAAAAGACUAUGAUAAUGGUGCUAAGGCUAUUGAUCAGUGAUGGGAAGAAGUCUCUGCAAGAUUUUGUUUUGAAUACCAGAAUUAAGAGGGACUUCAAACAAAAAUGUUGAAUUAUGCUAAGUAUAAAAUAAAACUAGAUUAACAAGAAAUCACUUGAUAAACUUGAAUGAUUUGUGUUACUUCAUCUCGUUAAAGGGACUGAAUGGUUCAAGUGAGAAUUGCAAUCAAACUUAUUAAAUAUUUUUGAGAAAAAUCAAA
Molecule: messenger RNA, 1082 nt
Organism: Stylophora pistillata
Lineage: Eukaryota; Metazoa; Cnidaria; Anthozoa; Scleractinia; Pocilloporidae
Source: RefSeq, a predicted model, not a curated record